AUGAAAUACUUAGCUGCUUACUUAUUAUUAGUUGAAGGUGGUAACGAAAAGCCAUCCGCUGCCGACAUCAAAUCUGUUGUCGAAUCUGUCGGUGUCGAAGCUGAAGAAUCCAGAAUUGCUGAAUUAUUAGCUUCUUUGGAAGGUAAGGGUUCCCUAGCUGAAAUCAUUGCUGCUGGUUCCAAGAAAUUCGCUACCGUCCCAGCUGGUGGUGCUGCCGUCGCUGGUGGUGCUUCCUCUGCUUCUGGUGCUGCUGCUGCCGAAGCUGCUGAAGAAGCUGAAGAAGAAGCUAAGGAAGAAUCCGACGACGAAAUGGGUUUCGGUUUAUUCGAUUAA
Messenger RNA from Tetrapisispora phaffii CBS 4417, 333 nucleotides. RefSeq names its product ribosomal protein P2 (gene RPP2B). Gene Ontology annotation, biological process: cytoplasmic translational elongation. Gene Ontology annotation, molecular function: structural constituent of ribosome. The record is from RefSeq and is a predicted model, not a curated record. The transcript has a single exon. Gene Ontology annotation, cellular component: cytosolic large ribosomal subunit; ribosome. Lineage: Eukaryota; Fungi; Ascomycota; Saccharomycetes; Saccharomycetales; Saccharomycetaceae. The coding region runs from base 1 to 333 and encodes 110 amino acids.